AUGAGAUUAACUCUGCACACUGUCAUCUGCUGCUGUGUUUUCACCACCGUCCUGCCACUGGUGAAAGGCUCUGCAGGGGAGCUCAACACCAGCCUGAAAAAAAGGUAUAAAGUAUGGCUGCAGACCCGCAUGAAAAGAGACCUGUGCAACAGCACAGUGACAGACAAUGAGCAGAACUCUGGCGUCCAUGUUGGACCACAGCAGGAUGAGAAUGCAAAAAGUGUCUCGCCUCCAUCAAGCACUGGGCCACCAGUCAGAUGCAGCAGGUCAACAUCCCCCAAAUCAUCCGGCUGCAAUCUUGUCACAUGCGUGUACCAAGACCUGCUCCACCGGCUGCACCAGACCAACAACAAGCUAAAGUCUUGCUCCCCUGGGCACAAGAUUGGCUCAAACGGCUACGGACGCCGCCGCCGCUCCCUCCUCGAUGACGUUCGGCAUGGCCUCCGGACAGGAAGACAGAGACGGAGCACCGAAGCUGCUUCCAACGUGAGCUCGGCAGCAGAGAUACAAGACAAAUCCUGCGGACCUUCUCUGAAAUACCCGUGA
This is a messenger RNA of Anoplopoma fimbria (sablefish), 546 nucleotides long. It is a transcript of the gene admb, whose product is annotated as adrenomedullin b. NCBI's taxonomy places the organism in Eukaryota, Metazoa, Chordata, Actinopteri, Perciformes, Anoplopomatidae. The coding region runs from base 1 to 546 and encodes 181 amino acids. Gene Ontology annotation, biological process: positive regulation of heart rate; adrenomedullin receptor signaling pathway; adenylate cyclase-activating G protein-coupled receptor signaling pathway. The record is from RefSeq and is a predicted model, not a curated record. Gene Ontology annotation, molecular function: adrenomedullin receptor binding; hormone activity. The transcript is spliced from 4 exons. Gene Ontology annotation, cellular component: extracellular region.